AUGGUGAUAGAGAAUAUUGGGUCCCUGCAACCUUUCUCGCUUAAAAUCCGAGAGGAGAUGAUCAUUCUCAGGCGAUGCGUCUACGACAUCUCUUUAGCUUCUUCACUUAAGGAGAGAGAGAUAGUCCCUACCCCUAAGAAAGAGAAUGGAUCACAAAAUCACAAUAUCGAGAACAGUCCUGCAGCUUCUUUAGCCACAACACUCGGAAGCCCUCCAAAUUCUCAAAAAGAGGGAUCCGAUUACAUGAAUGGAAUGAACGAGAUGGGUUAUAGUACCUGA
Molecule: messenger RNA, 279 nt
Organism: Arabis nemorensis
Lineage: Eukaryota; Viridiplantae; Streptophyta; Magnoliopsida; Brassicales; Brassicaceae
Source: the annotation of a GenBank genome assembly